AUGCCUCGUCUGCUUGCAGAAGGACAUUACCUGCAUGGAGAAAGACUGGAUUUACUGGGAAGGAAUGACAAGUUUGUGUCUCUGGUCAACUUCAGCAUCCCUCAGCUGUGCCAGUUCACAGCGUGCAUUGACCUAAAGCGGACUGCCAACGUCAGCUCUUGGGCAGCGUUCUCCUACGACGCCAGCAACUCCUCCACUGACAUCAAUGACUUAGAGCUUGGACUCUCUGGAGAAAACAAGCAGUUAAGACUCUAUCUCUUUGGCACCAGACGAGACAUUGACAUUGAACUGGCCCUUUUUGUGUGGUACAGCGUGUGCUGCUCGUGGGACACCAGGAAACAACUGCUGGAGGUCUACUGCAACAGUGAGCUCGUGCAUACUGAAACCAUUGGCAGUGCUGGGUGCUUGAAACCCAACGGGAGCCUGGUGCUGGGUCAUCUGCACAAAAGAAAGGACGGCUUCAUUGUGCGGGUGAGCAACAGCUUCAUUGGCAGCUUGUACUACUUCCAAACGUGGGACCGUGUGCUGGGUCAGGAGGAGCUGCUGGGCUGUGCCAUGGGCAACACUGUCAGCUGGAAGGAGGAGUAUUGGAACUUCAGUAGCAUCCCGCCCGUUGUGGACCAUCGCCUACGCUGUGGCUCAAGUGAAGCAUCUUCCACAACGCUGCCCCCGUUGCCUCCGACCAGUAGUACCAAUGGUACCAUUCCACUCAGCUUCUUUAAUGUUGAUAUGAACUUUUCCCUCUUCUACAAAACUGAGCGAGCUCCUGAUUACUACGAUGCAAGGAAGCUCCUGGAAAACUGGUUUAGUAUCAUAUUUACUGGAGAAGAAUUUGUUGUGGCAAACUUUAAAGUCAGCUACAUCUGUAAGGCCAUUAUAAAGGCCACAUCACUUGAAACACAAGAAGUGCUGAUUCUCAAGAUCAAACAACUGUUGAAUGACACUUAUGAAGAGGGACUAUUAUCCUUAUACGUGACACCUGAAGAUGUGGCUGUCAAGCCAAUAGCACUCAUGGAUUGUCCAGAAAGCUUUUCCCACACAACCUACAAGGGGAAUUAUUCCUGGCCGCUAACAAAGCCAGCGACCAAAGCGGAGGUGAGCUGCAGGAAAAACCCUCAGCAGUCUGCUCAGAGGAGCUGUGGAAUUAAUAUUGAACUUCAGCAAGCUUUUUGGAAGAAACCAGAUUUGACUGAAUGUAGAUUACUGGAAGAACUCCCAAAUAAUAUCUUAGACCUUCAAGAUAUCACGGUAACAGAAGAGAAUGCACAAGAUGUUGCAGAGCAGAUUUUAUACCUCUUGCCAAAUGCAACCCUGCAAAUGGAAGAACUAGAAAUCAUCACAAAUAAAGUUUCUGAGAUCAUAAUGCUUGCAGAUGUGAGCGUGACACUUGCAGAGUCUGUAUUGUCUAUACUAAACUAUAUUUUGCUGCAAGAAAUAGAAGAUGAGAACAUCAGAAAAGUGACCAAUAGCAUCCUGAAGACAACAGAGGAGCUAGGCUAUAAGGUGACUUAUACAGAAAGAAAUACGUCAGUCAUAACCACUUCCAUGGCUUUCCUGGUGACACGUCCAGAUCCCAGCACGUUUGGAGGACUGGCCUUUGGCGUUACCUCCUACAACAGAGGCCUGGAUCUCAAGAUCAACAUCCAAGAAAACCCUUUCAAAGAGGCCUUGGCCUCAGUGUUUUUGCCAGAAUCACUGAAGAAAUUCCUCAGGAUCGAGCCCUCUGACCCAGACAAGCAUUCCAAGAUCCAGUUUAAUUUCUUUGGCACUACUUCACUCUUUGUGGAUGAGAGCUUGAAGACAGAGAGGUUGAAUACUUACGUUGUGAGUGCCAGCAUUGAAAACGCAUCAGUUCAGACCCUCAAGGAGCCUGUGACUAUUACUCUUCAGCACAUAGACCAUAAUGUGGGUAAUGCAGCGGUGCACUGUGUCUUUUGGGACUUCCAGAAGAACAAUGGACUGGGUGGUUGGAAUACGUCAGGGUGUGAAAUGAAUUCUACAGAUAGGAAUUACACAAUCUGUUUUUGUAACCAUCUUACCCAUUUUGGAGUCCUACUGGACUUGGCCCGGACAGAGCUAGAUACCACACAGGAUCGUAUAUUAACUCUGAUAAGCUAUGCAGGAUGUGGUGCUUCUUCCCUGUUUCUGAGUAUAACACUGGUGACAUAUCUAGCCCUUGAAAAGCUGCGGAGAGACAACCCUGCAAAACUCCUGCUCAACCUUUGUGCUGCGCUGCUGAUGCUGAACGUGGUGUUCCUCACCGAUUCCUGGCUGGCCUCGUUCAACCAGCCAGCUCUCUGUAUCACCGUGGCUGUGCUCCUUCACUAUUUCCUCCUUGCAGCUUUCACAUGGAUGUGUCUGGAGUCUCUUCAGUUUUACUUGGCUCUCAUCAAGGUUUUCAAUGUUUAUGUCCCAAAGUACAUCCUGAAAUGCUGUAUUGCUGGCUGGGGAAUACCAGCUCUUGUCAUUUCUAUUGUGCUCGGUAUAAAUAAAGACUUCUAUGGUGAUGGAUCACAUUCAGAGAGCAAUCCAUUCAGCAAUUUUUGCUGGAUUCAGGAGAACACAGUGUUUUACAUCUCCGUUGUGGCCUACAUCUUCUUCAUAUUUUUGAUCAACACAGCCAUGUUCAUCACUGUUCUCCUUCAAAUCCACUCCGUGAAAUCAAGGACACACAAGAGAUCCAGGUUCUGGAAACAAGGUUUUCUCCACGACCUCAAAAGUGCUUUCAGCCUGAUGUUCCUUUUGGGCUUAACUUGGGGCUUUGUCUUUUUUGCCUGGGGAGCAGUGAGGAUAUUCUUCUUGUAUCUCUUCAGCAUCUUUAACACCUUGCAAGGGUUCCUCAUCUUUGUGUUUCACUGCCUAAUGAAGGAAGAAGUAGUGAAGCAGUGCCGAGUGCAUCUCUGCUGGGGGAGACAUCGGCUGAGUAACUACUCUGCUGCUGAUGUGAUGUGA
This is a messenger RNA of Nestor notabilis (Kea), 2952 nucleotides long. It is a transcript of the gene ADGRG4, whose product is annotated as G protein-coupled receptor 112. The transcript is spliced from 19 exons. Lineage: Eukaryota; Metazoa; Chordata; Aves; Psittaciformes; Psittacidae. Gene Ontology annotation, molecular function: G protein-coupled receptor activity. Gene Ontology annotation, biological process: cell surface receptor signaling pathway; adenylate cyclase-activating G protein-coupled receptor signaling pathway. Gene Ontology annotation, cellular component: membrane. Bases 1 to 2952 code for a protein of 983 amino acids. The record is from RefSeq and is a predicted model, not a curated record.